This is a messenger RNA of Cydia strobilella, 755 nucleotides long. RefSeq lists its product as uncharacterized. The transcript has 2 exons. Bases 30 to 755 code for a protein of 241 amino acids. NCBI's taxonomy places the organism in Eukaryota, Metazoa, Arthropoda, Insecta, Lepidoptera, Tortricidae. The record is from RefSeq and is a predicted model, not a curated record.
UUGAAAAAGUUGUAAUGUUGGUUUGGUGAAUGUUCUGGUCAAUGCUGAUUGUUGUGGCCGGUGCUAACGCCUGCUGCGAAAAUGCUUCUCGACCUCGCCCGGAGGCCCCAGAGCCACCAGCCCGGUAUCUACCGCACGGGAUCCAACUACCUACUGCCUCAUACCCAGCAAGUAGGAACCCGGCAUUCCAGGCCCGCAGAGCACACUUUGAACUUCCACCGCCCGAAGACUCUCAAAAGACAAAAGAAAAUGAAGAUUUAUUCGGACAGGACCCUUCUCUAGGUCCCUAUCCACCGCUAUCGGACCUAAAAGGGUACAAUUUGCCACCACCUCGAAUACCAAGAUACCAAGGUCAAGAAUUUCCCAGAGAAGAAAGUUUGGAAUAUCUGACACCGCGUGGACAAGGCAUUCUAGAUGGUUUAGCUUUAAGAUCCCACUCGUUAGAAUCAAAUAGACUAGGGAUGCAGAACUCCGAUCUCUAUCCAGGGCUUCAACAAAACGGUGGGUACAGACCAUUGAACCCAUGGUAUGGACUACCAGUGCCAACACAACCCAGCUAUCUGCCGGGGCUUCAGCAAGCGCUAAGACCAUUGAACGUGGGGUAUGGAAAGCCAGUGCCAACCGCUUUGGGCCCGUACCCUCAACGAAGGCUGAAGCCGAUGCAAUUCUUUCCAACGCACGUUCAAACGCAGCUCGCACCACUGCGAGAUAUCGAGUCCUCAACAAAGAGCAACAAGGUAGAGAACCUAACCUAA